GGGGAUCGCAGCCAAUCACUCGCUGUCGGAGGGUUUGACCUGAGCUAAGGUGGGUUACAUUGAGCCACUCGAUGCACGCGACCACAAAGUCUGGAGAGACCGGGGGAGCAAUCCAUCCAUCGAAUUAGGCAGGUGUAUUUGGAAAUGGAAUGUUCUUCGCAUGAGACACUGCGAACGCGAUACAGCGGUUGUACUCGGGACAAGCCUUUGCCCGCCAGUGGCGAGUUUGGUGGUGGUGGUGGUGGUGGUGGUGGUGCCAGCCUGCCGAGAGAACUCGGGCUGGGCAGGCCGGAUAUCUACUAUCAGAAACCUGGGAGAACAGGCGUUGAUAUCAGCAUGGAACGUUUGUGGAGUGCAGUGCAGUGCGUAGUAUACUACGACUCAAAAGUGGAUGUGACCACCCAAUCUGAGUGGGGCAAUUCCGGCGCGGUGGUUGAUUAUCACUAUCCAUUCCGUAACAGGUACUUUAUCAGUGGCCAACUCGACCAUGUCUCAAAUCCAUCAUUUCAAGGUUCUGGAGGAUUGCCACGGUUCAUCGAGCUAUGCCUUGCACCUGACAUGUCUGUAGAGCGACCUUCCCGAAGGGAUCUAGACUUGGAGGUGCAGUCGUGGACCCCGUCGCAUGUCGCGUGGGCCGGUAUAGGACGGACACACUCGCUAUCUGUACAGCAAGUCGCCCCACAGCCGACUUCCCCGCGUUUUCAGUCAACGGUGCCAUGGUCACUAACUCUCCUGGUACUACACGAGCAUAUCUGUUACGUACAACACUCCAAGCACACGCCGAAAGCACAUGUCACACAAGUUGCAAUCCAAUUGACGCGGAGGGAUAUGAGAACGACGAAUUGAGCAGGUGUGCGGUUUUCUGUUGUUCUAUUUACUAUAUUGAGAGGAGGUUUCGAGUCUUGUUGUCCCUCCUUCAGAUUACGGCGUUUUGCAAUUGACCUAUAUCCAAGCCAUUAUAGGAGUUCGCUCAUAACUAAUGAAGCUUUUCCAAGUACGCUGUUGGGUCGAUUCUCGUCUGCUCAGUGGAAGUGCCAAGUCGGUUGACAGCAACCGAGUGCUUGACGUCCAUGUGUCAAUGGAUCCAUCUAUAUAGGACUCCCU
This is a messenger RNA of Aspergillus japonicus CBS 114.51, 1104 nucleotides long. RefSeq lists its product as uncharacterized. The record is from RefSeq and is a predicted model, not a curated record. The coding region runs from base 145 to 846 and encodes 233 amino acids. The transcript is spliced from 3 exons. NCBI's taxonomy places the organism in Eukaryota, Fungi, Ascomycota, Eurotiomycetes, Eurotiales, Aspergillaceae.